AUGUAUCAAGUACAGUCACCAUGUCGUGUGGAAGACGGCAAAUACAUCGCACAAAGCAAAGUUGCUGCAUUUUGGGAUGAGGCAUGGUGGAGAUUGUCAUGGACAGGUCGAACUAAAGACUACGUGCUCCGAGGUAUUACAGACCGGAGCCCAAAGAACCUUCUUACCGAUAGAGAAGUGAGGAGACACCAGAAAGUAGUUCACAACGAAACAGGCGAUAUCGUGGGCUAUGCACGCUGGAUUAUGCCAGAGUCGCACAAAGACUCUUGGCUGAUCGCUCAGACGCCUGAUGUGAGCGACGAGGAGAGAGAGGUGUUCACGAAGCGUCAUUCAGAGGCCGAAUUUGAUCCGCGCUCGGAGCACGAUGAACUGGAUGACCAUAUGGACGGUUGGAGAGAGAAGUAUAAACAUGCCAACUGCAUGGAACUACACUACAUCGGCGUUCGACCGGAUCACCAACAUCAAGGACUUGCAAGUAUGCUCGUCAAAUCUGGCCUCAAUGCAGCAGACCAGCUUGGCAUUGAUGUACUAGUGGUGGCUACUGGCCGACGUGGUCAGAAGCUUUAUUCAAAGCACGGAUUUGAGAUUUUGGAGGAGAAGAGUCAAAGCAUGAGCAAAUUUGGCGUGGAUGAGCUUUAUGAAACCUUUGUCAUGAUUCGUCGAGCUAAAGAAUGA
Fusarium coffeatum is the source of this 675-nucleotide messenger RNA. RefSeq lists its product as uncharacterized. Lineage: Eukaryota; Fungi; Ascomycota; Sordariomycetes; Hypocreales; Nectriaceae. Gene Ontology annotation, molecular function: acyltransferase activity, transferring groups other than amino-acyl groups. Bases 1 to 675 code for a protein of 224 amino acids. The record is from RefSeq and is a predicted model, not a curated record. The transcript is spliced from 2 exons.